Molecule: messenger RNA, 1030 nt
Organism: Vidua chalybeata
Lineage: Eukaryota; Metazoa; Chordata; Aves; Passeriformes; Viduidae
Product: serine/threonine-protein kinase pim-1-like
Exons: 2
Coding region: 106-495 (129 amino acids)
Biological process (GO): protein autophosphorylation
Cellular component (GO): cytoplasm
Molecular function (GO): protein serine/threonine kinase activity; ATP binding
Source: RefSeq, a predicted model, not a curated record
GCUGCGGCGGUUCCGCAGCAGCAGCAGCAGCAGCAGCAGCAGCAGCAGCAGCAGCAGCAGCGCUUCUCUCGAUCGGUUUUCCGCUCGACUUUCCACUCACUCCCCAUGCCCCUUCUCCCUCUCACACUCACUCCACUCCCGUCCCAUCCCGUCUGUGUCCCGCCUCUCCCAGGCCGGCUGAUGCUGGAGUACAGCCCACCAGAGUGGAUCCUCUUUGGCUGCUACCAUGGCCAGCCAGCCACCAUCUGGUCCCUGGGCAUCCUGCUCUAUCACCUGGUCUGUGGGCACCUUCCUUUCCACACAAACGAGGACAUCGUCCGGGGCCAGCUCUUCUUCCCGCCCCGGGUGUCUCAAGAGUGCCAGCACCUCAUCAGGUGGUGUUUAUCCAUGGACCCCACAGACAGGCCAUCACUGGAAGACCUUUUUGAGCAUUCUUGGCUGCAGGAGCCCUGCCUGGCCCAGGAGACAGCAGAGAUCCAUCCCUGUGCUCAGUAGGAUCCAGGAGCCCAGCAAGUACCAGCUGCACCUGUCUGGUGGCACUCCAAGAAAACCCCAGAGCGUUUCCCUGCGGCCGUGGCACGGAGGAGAGAGCGCAGCCGAGGAGAUGCUUCAGCUGGUCCCCGGCGAGUUGUGGAGGGAGCGGCUCAGUGCUCCCCGUGCCAUUGGAGAAGUGGUGGCAGUGCGGUGAAGGUGCCACGGACUGGAACAGGGGAAACAUCCCCCUGCAGCUCAAUGGCAUCGGGAUGUCCCCGCAAGCCGAGGCACAGCUGGCGUGUUCUUCUGGAGCACCACGUGGAGCUGGGAACACCAUCCUGGAGCUGGCCGCUGGCGGGGCAAAGCUGACCGGCUUUGGCUGCGGCCCCUUCCUGGAGGACACGCUCUGCGCCCCGAUGAAAUCAAGAUGAGUCCCCAGCCGGCGCAGGGGCGGGGGGAUGCUCGUGCUUCCAGGCAUGGCAGGGCUUGGCCUGGCCACGCGCCGCAGGUUCCCCGCUCGGCGGCGCUGGGGAAUAUUAAUUUUUCACCGGCUGCC